AUUUCGUGAUGCUAACAAAAAUGAUGACAGGAGAGCACAUGUCUUGAAAAGCAGCAGCCAAGACACAAUUCAAGUUUGAUAAAAAAAGAAGUGCACGUGUUUAAUUGAGAAGAAUUUAACAUGGCUGAACAAUUUUCUGUGGUUACACAAAGUAUUGUAACUGUCAGAGUCACAAGCUCAGGGAAUACGUUUGGGUCUGAAAGGAGAUUCCAGAAAGAUCUGACAGUUGCUGCAGUAAAGGGGAAGUUGGAGCUUGUGACUGGCUCGAUAGCUGGGAACAUGAAACUAGAGGCUUACAACAAAGACGACAAGCUAAUAUGUAAACUAGACGAUAAUGAAGCAUUGCUUGGCUCCUAUCCUGUGGAUGAUGGUAUGCGAUUACAUGUAGUAGAUGCAACUAUUAAGUUAGGAGAAUUUGAAGAUACAUCAAAAGUAGAAAAAUUUGAAAUAUCAGAAGAUUCUUACGCUAAACGAACAGAUUCUGUGAGAGCAUUUAAAGAGAGAAAUAAAAUGGGAAGAUUCCAGGAAAUUUCUCCAGAGGAACAAAAGAAGCUUGACGAAGAAAAAGCAAAAAAGGCUGAAGCUGAAAAACAAAAGGCUGAAUCUCUUCAUGUCGGGGAUAGGUGUGAAGUUAGGAUCCCAGCCCAACCUGUAAAGAGAGGACAAAUCAAAUAUGUUGGUUUAACAGAUUUCAAGGAAGGACUUUGGGCGGGUGUGCAAUAUGAUGAACCUGUGGGGAAGAACGAUGGCAGUGUGAAGGGAAAGCGGUACUUUGAUUGUCCUGCUAAGUAUGGUGGAUUUGCUCGUGUAAACCAUUUAGAAGUUGGAGACUUUCCAGAAGAAGACCUUGAUUUUAGUGACGACGAAAUUUGAUAUCAUAAUCAUACCACCUCAUCCAUAUUCAUUUGAUGGUUGAGAUUUUUGUGUUCAUGACACCAAAGAAACACGAGAUAAUCGACCUGGAUAAAAUUAGAAAAAAUGAUGAAAAAGUAGCUCUGUAUGGAAGGGCUCAAUUAGCAUGAAGAUAUCGAGGAGAUGAUGUUUAAGUUCUGGUUGAUUGGUGUUAAUUCUUGUCAAGGAAAAUAACGCUAUGAUUGCAACAGAGCUUAAUUUUAUUUUGAUACUAAUUCUUUUUAUUUUAUACAUAAAAUUGUUUUGGAA
Messenger RNA from Mizuhopecten yessoensis (Yesso scallop), 1161 nucleotides. RefSeq names its product tubulin-folding cofactor B-like. Gene Ontology annotation, molecular function: alpha-tubulin binding; microtubule plus-end binding. Gene Ontology annotation, biological process: post-chaperonin tubulin folding pathway; cytoplasmic microtubule organization; tubulin complex assembly. Bases 121 to 873 code for a protein of 250 amino acids. The record is from RefSeq and is a predicted model, not a curated record. The transcript is spliced from 7 exons. Gene Ontology annotation, cellular component: nucleus; cytoplasm; microtubule plus-end. Lineage: Eukaryota; Metazoa; Mollusca; Bivalvia; Pectinida; Pectinidae.